UAACAACAACAACCUGACAGCGAGCAAAGCGGAUUACCGUCCUGCAGAGAUGGCAGGAGAGGCUGAGGACGAUAUACCGGAAUCAGGAGCAGUUUUCACAUUUGGAAAGAGCAAAUUUGCCGACAACGUCCCGAGUAAAUUCUGGCUCAAAAAUGACGUCCCGCUUAAAAUAGCUUGUGGGGACGAACAUACCGCCUUAAUAACAGAAAAUGGAAAACUCUUCAUGUUCGGCAGCAACAACUGGGGUCAGCUCGGUCUGGGAACCAAACUUACCGUCAGCAAGCCCACCUGUGUCAAAGCUCUGAAGUCGGAGAAGGUCCAGCUGGUUGCUUGCGGGAGGAAUCACACGCUGAUCUGCACCACUCAGGGGAAGGUGUUUGCCGCCGGCGGGAACAGCGAGGGUCAGCUGGGGCUCGGACACUGCGAGGAGAGGACGGCCUUCCAGAGACUCAACUUCUUUAACUCACGUGGUCCAAUCAGGAUGCUCGCUGCUGGCUCAAAUACGUCCGCUGCUCUCACAGAGAGCGGGAAGCUGUUCAUGUGGGGCGACAACACCGAGGGUCAGAUCGGUUUGGGGAAGGAGAGCCAAGCCUCGUCUCCGCAGGAAGUCAUCGUGGGACGGCCCAUCACCUGGGUGUCCUGCGGGUACUACCACUCCGCCUUAGUCACAGCGACCGGCGCUCUCUACACGUUCGGCGAGCUGGACAGCGGUAAACUGGGACUGGGAACGGACCAGCUGGCCGGACAUCGACUCCCUCAGCGGGUGAAGAGCAUCAAGGAACCGGUGAAGCAGGUGGCGUGCGGCGGAGGACACACGGUGGCGCUCACGGAGGACAACGUCUUCACCUUCGGCCUCGGUCAGUUCGGGCAGCUCGGUCACGGCACGUUCAUCUUCGAGUCGCGGCUGCCUCGCCCGGUGGAGCAUUUCAGGAAGGGUCGGGUGUGUUCGGUGACCUGCGGAGAAAACCACACGGCCGUCGUCACGGACGGAGGUUUGCUCUACACGUUCGGAGACGGCAGACACGGGAAACUGGGACUGGGAGAGGAGAACUUCACCAACCAGUUCAAACCAACUCUGUGUCCGCGCUUCCUCAAAUACAACGUUCAGGCGGCUCCGUGCGGCGGCUGUCACAUGGUGGUUCUGGCUCGGCCGAGGGACGAGAGCUGCGGAGACGUUUCCCUGGAGGAGGACGACGUGACGGAGGACUUCCUGGAAAAACCGUACGUGGAGCUGCUGGGAGACACGGCCGACUCGUCAACCCUGCAGAGGAGCCUCUCCGCUCGGGUCCGCAGGAGGGAGCGGGAGCGAUCACCGGACCAGUUCGGCCCCUCGUUCCGCACGCUUCCCGCCAUGACGCUCGGCCUCCUCCACCCGCCGCCCGUCUCCGGUCAGACCGUCCCGCCCAGACUGCCUCCGCCCGAGCUGAGCCACAGAAAGGUGCUCAACGGCGCUCACCAACACGGGAAAGCACGGUCACACCACAAGGAGCAAACAGGGGACGAGACAGACAGCGUUGUGGAGAGCCUGACGGACACCGACAGCGUCCGAGGACUGGGAGACACGACGGACUUCCUCAACAUGACGCACAUGAUGAAGAUGGACCCCAGUGAUAAAACACUCAUGCUGUCUCCAGUUCAGAAGAGGAAGGGUAAGCAUGGUAUGGCCUUAAAAUCUCAGAAAGAGGACCUAAAAAAGGAGAGAACGCCCUCGAAGCAGAGCAGUUUCUCUUCGACGGCUUCGUCUCGUAGAAGCCAGACCGUCUCGCCUCGCCGGGCGUUACCUACCGAGCUCCUGAAGAGCCACAGCAGGGCUCGCUCUCUGUCCGCUCAGAGACAGAAGACAGCCGGCCAGAACAAAGAGAAUCUGAUCCUGGCUGUGGAGGAGCUGGACAGGAGCCGCAGUAAAAACAAACCUCCGAGUGUCGGCGACAUUAGGAAGGCGGCGUCCACGCAGCGGUUCAGGCCGGUUCAGGCGAAAAGCCAGCUGAUAGAGGUCGGCGGGAAAAUGGCGCCAGACUCUAAACAGAGUAAACGUCCAGAAAGCAGAAAGACACUUUUAGGGGUUGGCUCUGAAUCUGCUGAGGCGAAAGUUAAACAGUCCAAAAGCAAACCGAUAGCCGUAAAAAGUCAACACAAACGAGAGAGCUCGCCAGAAAUGUCAAAAGACUUAAAAAAGUCAAAGAAUGAGAGAAAUAAAAGAGAGGCUGAGUCCAAGAAAGAGGCUCAAUCUAAAAAAGAGGCUCAAUCUAGGAAAGAGGCUCAAUCUAAAAAAGAGGCUCAAUCUAAGAAAGAGGCUCAAUAUAAAAAAGAAGCUCAAUCUAAGAAAGAGGCUCAAUCUAAGAAAGAGGCUCAAUCUAAAAAAGAGGCUCAAUCUAAGAAAGAGUCUCAAUCUAAGAAAGAGUCUCAAUCUAAAAAGCAAACAUCUAAAGAAGCUUUAUCUCGCGGGUUGGUCGCCGGAGCUGCCUCUGUGGUCGCAGGAUCAGCAUUACUCCGAGAGGCGACGUCCAGGAGUCGCUCUAGCUCGCCGUCGCCGUCCGCAUCCGAGAGCAGCCGCCGCCGCGUCCGAAGGGAAGUCACGAGGAAGUCACAGAGCGCCGAAGAUUCAGGAUCCGACACCGCCGAUUUUAGCAACAGAUCUAAAGUCAGCAUCCACAUCACCCCUGAUUCAGAGGGUCAAGAAGCCGGGACGAGUCAGGACGAGAAGAGCGAGGAGGAAAGCGAGGAUCAGACGGAUUCUGCAACAGCUGAAGGGGAAGAGGAAGAGGAAGAGGAAGAGGAAGGGAAGACGACAAGUGCAGAAGGAAGCGAUGAAGAAGAGGAGCACAGCAAGAGUACAGAGAAAGGCUCAGAAGAAGAAGAAGAUGAAGAUGAUAGUGACACGGAGGAGGAGGAGGAGAAAAAGGAGAGUAGUGCUGAGGAGGAAGAGGAGGAGAGUAGUGAGAAAGCAGAAAGUGAAGAAGAGGGUGAAGAAGGAGAAGAGGAGGAGGCCGAAGAGGAGGAGCAGAGUGAAAGAGAAGAAGAAGAAGAAGAAGAAGGAGAAGCAGUGGAGGAGGAAGAAGAAGAAGCAGCGGCAGAGGAAGAGGAGGAGAAUGAAAAAGAGAGCGAGGAAGAAGUGGAAGAAGAAGAAGAGGAACAAAAAAGUGAGGAUGAGGCAGACGAGGAGGGAGAAGAGGAGGAAGAGGUUGACAAUGAAGAUGAGCAGGAGGAGGAGGAAGAAGAAGAGGAAGAGAAAGAGGAAGAAGAGGAAGAAGAGGAGGAGGAAGAAGAAGAGGAAGAGGUUGUCAAAAAGAAAAAGUCUGCUGACGUUAAAAGACAAAGUGCUAAAACUACGACCAGAGGUAAACUGAGGUCAGGGGUCAAAGGUCAGGCAGCCGGAGAAGCAGAGGAGUUCUGGGACGAUGUUUUACCUCAAUACCUCAACCUCAAAGGUGAUGAGGAGGAGGAGGAGGAGGACAAUAUUGAUGAUGAAGACGUGGAAGACGAGGAAGAGGUGAACGAUACUUCAGCGGAGGCAGAGGAACCGUCCUCGCAGAGUUUGGAGGAUUCAACAGAGAAACCAGCAGAAGAGACUCCUAAACCUGAAGAGCUGAAAGAAGAAUCUGUGCCUGACGGAGAGCAGAGAGCAGCAGAAAUCACAGAGGAGCCCUCGGACUCCGCUGCUGAAGAGAAGACGAACGACGGCUCCAAACCGGCCAACGGGACGACAGAGAGCGACUCAAAGAACCAAUCAGGCUCCAACAAAAAGCUGUCUCUCUUCAGACGGCUGUCCUUCUCCAGGUCGAAGCAGAGCAGCGAGAGAGACCAAACCCCGGCGGAGACGCAGCCGUCCAGGGAGAGCCUCCGUCCCCCGCUGCAGCCGGCGGCGGAGGCAGCAGCAGUAACCGGGGCAACGCACAGCAAAGACCUCGCUCCGAAGCCUGCACUGUCCUGUGAUCCUGAGAACUGA
Molecule: messenger RNA, 3946 nt
Organism: Scomber japonicus (chub mackerel)
Lineage: Eukaryota; Metazoa; Chordata; Actinopteri; Scombriformes; Scombridae
Gene: rpgrb
Product: retinitis pigmentosa GTPase regulator b
Exons: 20
Coding region: 50-3946 (1298 amino acids)
Biological process (GO): visual perception; protein ubiquitination; ubiquitin-dependent protein catabolic process
Cellular component (GO): photoreceptor outer segment
Molecular function (GO): ubiquitin protein ligase activity
Source: RefSeq, a predicted model, not a curated record